GCGCCGAGAAGAGCCCGGAAAAGAGCAGAAGGUGGAGCCAGCUCCAACGUCUUCUCCAUGUUCGAUCAGUCCCAGAUCCAGGAGUUUAAAGAGGCCUUCACCAUCAUGGACCAGAAUCGAGAUGGCUUCAUCGACAAGGAGGACCUGAGGGACACCUUUGCUGCCCUGGGCCGCAUCAAUGUGAAGAACGAGGAGCUGGAGGCCAUGGUGAAGGAGGCCCCCGGGCCCAUCAACUUCACCGUCUUCCUGACCAUGUUUGGGGAGAAGCUGAAGGGUGAGGACCCGGAGGAGACCAUUCUCCAUGCCUUCAAGGUGUUUGACACUGAAGGGAAAGGUUUCGUCAAGGCUGAUUUCAUCAAAGAGAAGCUCAUGACGCAGGCUGACCGGUUCAGCGAGGAGGAGGUCAAGCAGAUGUUUGCUGCUUUCCCGCCAGAUGUGAGUGGCAACCUGGACUACAGGAACCUGUGCUACGUCAUCACACAUGGCGAAGAGAAGGACUAGGAGGAGACCGCAGAUCCCCCCACAU
This is a messenger RNA of Ceratotherium simum simum (southern white rhinoceros), 526 nucleotides long. Lineage: Eukaryota; Metazoa; Chordata; Mammalia; Perissodactyla; Rhinocerotidae. The record is from RefSeq and is a predicted model, not a curated record.